Messenger RNA from Linnemannia hyalina, 411 nucleotides. The record is from the annotation of a GenBank genome assembly. NCBI's taxonomy places the organism in Eukaryota, Fungi, Mortierellomycota, Mortierellomycetes, Mortierellales, Mortierellaceae.
AUGGACUACGAUGACGAGGACAACGAAGGCGGCUAUGGCGGCUACGGAAACGAGCCCGAGGAGGAUACGGAACACGACAUGGACGAGGAGCAGGAGGGUGAUGGUUUCCACAACAAGGUUGACUUCAACAAGCCUGUGAAGGCGAACCUCCCCGCUCCCAAGGCUGUCGCCAAGGAGGAUCGCACCACCACCCCUUACAUGACCAAGUACGAGCGGGCAAGAAUCCUGGGCGCUCGUGCUCUUCAGCUCAGCAUGAACGCACCCGUUUUGGUCGAUCUGGAAGGCGAGACCGAUGCCUUGAACAUUGCCAUGAAGGAGCUCAACAACAAGAUGAUCCCUCUCGUUGUGAGGAGAUACCUUCCCGACAACACAUACGAGGACUGGGAGGUCUCAGAGAUGAUCUUGCCUUAG